Molecule: messenger RNA, 1082 nt
Organism: Annulohypoxylon truncatum
Lineage: Eukaryota; Fungi; Ascomycota; Sordariomycetes; Xylariales; Hypoxylaceae
Exons: 1
Coding region: 321-959 (212 amino acids)
Source: RefSeq, a predicted model, not a curated record
GCGGUAGCAUGUGGCGGCCUGGGCGGACUGUGCCGCAGCGGCUGAGAGACGGCGGGCGAUAUUCGCUUCACUAAAUCCAAAUGACAAGAAUUGCCAAGAAAGAAGAAAGAAAUAGACCGCACACAAGAACCAAAAUGCCAGUUUAGUAUCGCAAAAUUUUCCUCACAUCCUAUGGACUGGCGCAUUUUACGACGUGCUAACUAUUAAUAACCGUUGGCAACUUUUCUCCUUCCGCUUCAAGUCACGAGCCGCAGACUCUCUACUACGUAGUAUCUACACUAUCUACCUGCAUGGAGCCCUACGCUUAGGAACUAACAACAAUGUCCACAUUCCAUCCAUUUCCGCGCCUGCCAACCGAGCUGCGCGAGUGCAUCUGGGCCUUUACGAUCGAGCCUCGUGUCGUAGAGGUCCGCGUCGUAGACAUCCGCGUCGCAUCUGACAGCUGGGCAAGAAUUCCGAAGCUGGUCUCGCCCACGCCGGUGCCCGCCAUACUCCAAACCUGCCAAGAAGCUCGUAACAUGGGCCUGUACAAACGGGCCUUCUCCGAGCUCACCGCCACCGCCACCAAGGCCCACGCCGCCGCGGGUGCAGGUGCGGAGUCGCGCUAUGUCUGGCUCAACUUGGACAUCGAUAUGGUCUCUAUCGGGAAAACCCCCUUCGAAGCUUUCGCGCCCGUCGCAUUAUCCAUCAAGCGGCUAAGGUUCGAGCGCGAGAACUCGGACGACUCCUUCUACCACUUUGAAGCAAAGGAGCUCCGGGACUGGGUAAACACGGAGGAAAUCCACGUGGUUUGUGCAGAUGGGAUGGAGGCCUGGCUUGGGGCUUCCCAAGAUCACCCUUGGCCUUGUGCCCUGGAAAACCUGUGGUUUUUUGAUCCGGAUGAUGGCCGGAUGAUGAGGAGCUUUGAGAUGGAGCAGACGAUUGGCGAAGCGCUGGAGAGGACUGGAGGAGUUGUAUAGGUGGAAAAAAACGAAGAGGAUACUGGAGAAGUAUGGGCUGAAAUAGGAUAUGACUACCCUAAUGGUGCUCGUCUCAGCUAACUAGAGCUGUCUCACUGAGGGAAAUCAAUCAAUUGCAUUAAU